CCUGUUUUAAGAAUACACCAUCAGCCAUCUUGAUGUUUGCUACGAUGGCAGUACAUCACUUGUUUGUGUCCUUCAUCCUUCUCCUUAUCUCAAACACAGGGUCCAGUGCUGAGAUCUCUGUGUUUGUUCAGACGGGAGAUUCUGUUCAGCUGGAAAUACAGACACAAGAACUACCAGAGUUUGAUCUUUUAUCCUGGAGUAAUGAUAAAUCAGAGAGUAUAGUUACAUAUACAAGUGAAACUAAAAGAGUUAGACUCUACAAGGACAGAGUGGAUUUAAAUGAUAAAACCUUCUCUCUGACACUGAAGAACACACAGAAGACAGACAGUGGACUCUACACAGCAAAAACAAGUGGAGAAUCAAACAAGAAUAUUGUUACAUACAGAGUAUCUGUUAUAGACGCUGUGGAGGCUCCUGUCCUGACUGUGAUCUCAAACCGGUCCAGCAGUGACUCCUGUACUGUGAACUUCAGAUGCAGAACUCAUGAGCUCAAGAUUGACUCUAGCUAUCAGAACAACAGCUGCUUACGAGAGGAAGUGACAUCACAGAUCAACACUCUCAUCCUGUUCUGCAGUGAGGAGUCCAUCAUCUGUAACCACAGCAACCCUGUCAGCUGGAAAGAAGACAGAAUAAACGUCACACAGCUCUGUGAAGGGUUCAGUGCUGAGAUCUCUGUGUUUGUUCAGACGGGAGAUUCUGUUCAACUGGAAAUACAGACACAAGAACUACCAGAGUUUGAUGAUUUAUCAUGGAGUAAUGAUAAAUCAGAGAGUAUAGUUAGAUAUACAAGUGAAACUAAAAGAGUUAAACUUCACUCUUCCUACAAGGACAGAGUGGAUUUAAAUGCUAAAACCUUCUCUCUGACACUGAAGAACAUUCAGAAGAUAGACAGUGGACUCUACACAGCAAGAACAAGUGGAGAAUCAAACAAGAACAUUGUUACAUACAGAGUAUCUGUUAUAGACGCUGUGGAGGCUCCUGUCCUGACUGUGAACUCAAACCGGUCCAGCAGUGACUCCUGUACUGUGAACUUCACAUGCAGAACUCAUGAGCUCAAGAUUGACUCUAGCUAUCAGAACAACAGAUGCUCUCCACAGGAAGUGACAUCACAGAUCAACACUCUCAUCCUGGACUGCAGGGAGGAAUCCAUCAUCUGUAACCACAGCAACCCUGUCAGCUGGAAAGAAGACAGAAUAAACAUUACACAGCUCUGUGAAGGGUUCAGUGCUGAAAUCUCUGUGUUUGUUCAGACGGGAGAUUCAGUUCAGCUGGAAAUACAGACACAACAACUACCAGAGUUUGAUCUUUUAUCCUGGAGUAAUGAUAAAUCAGAGAAUAUAGUUAGAUAUACAAGUGAAACUAAAAGAGUUAAACUUCACUCUUCCUACAAGGACAGAGUGGAUUUAAAUGCUAAAACCUUCUCUCUGACACUGAAGAACAUUCAGAAGACAGACAGUGGACUCUACACAGCAAGAACAAGUGGAGAAUCAAACAAGAACAUUGUUACAUACAGAGUAUCUGUUAUAGACGCUGUGGAGGCUCCUGUGCUGACUGUGAUCUCAAACCUUUUCAGCAGUGACUCCUGUACUGUGAACUUCACAUGCAGAACUCAUGAGCUCAAGAUUGACUCUAGCUAUCAGAACAACAGAUGCUCUCCACAGGAAGUGACAUCACAGAUCAACACUCUCAUCCUGUUCUGCAGUGAGGAGUCCAUCAUCUGUAACCACAGCAACCCUGUCAGCUGGAAAGAAGACAGAAUAAACAUUACACAGCUCUGUGAAGGGUCCAGUGCUGAGAUCUCUGUGUUUGUUCAGACGGGAGAUUCGGUUCAGCUGGAAAUACAGACACAAGAACUACCAGAGUUUGAUCUUUUAUUCUGGAGUAAUGAUAAAUCAGAGAAUAUAGUUACAUAUACAAGUGAAACUAAAAGAGUUAGACUCUACAAUGACAGAGUGGAUUUAAAUGAUAAAACCUUCUCUCUGACACUGAAGAACAUUCAGAAGACAGACAGUGGACUCUACACAGCAAGAACAAGUGGAGAAUCAAACAAGAACAUUGUUACAUACAGAGUAUCUGUUAUAGACGCUGUGGAGGCUCCUGUGCUGACUGUGAUCUCAAACCUUUUCAGCAGUGACUCCUGUACUGUGAACUUCACAUGCAGAACUCAUGAGCUCAAGAUUGACUCUAGCUAUCAGAACAACAGAUGCUCUCCACAGGAAGUGACAUCACAGAUCAACACUCUCAUCCUGGACUGCAGGGAGGAAUCCAUCAUCUGUAACCACAGCAACCCUGUCAGCUGGAAAGAAGACAGAAUAAACAUUACACAGCUCUGUGAAGAUAAUGACAGACGAUUCCCACUCUCCCAUGGUUAAUCUUCCAUGACUGUGCUCAUUAUUGUGUGUGUUGUUUUGGGAGUGAUAGUUCUUGCUGGUUUGGUCCUUUACUGUUGCUGCAAGAAUAAAACAGGUUUGCCUCCUCAAAUUUACUGAAGUAAAUAAUCUAAUAUUUAAACCUGAAACAGAUUAUGUCGUACUAAAAUAUUGUUUAGUGCUUAAAGGGUUAGUUCAUCCCAAAAUGGAAAUUCUAUCAUUAAUUUCUCACCCUUGUGUUGUUCCAAACCCAUAAGACCUUCCUCAUCAUAAUAAACAAAGCACAGAUGUGCGUACAAUGUAAGUAAGGGAUUCAUUUCUUAGUGUGUACAGUUUCAGUGAUUAUAAUGAUACUUUGGUUUGUUUUUUAGAGUGUGAUAGAUCAAAGUUAGUGAUAAUGUCAUCUCUGUACAUCAUUUAUUCACCGUUUGAAUAACCAUGGGAAGGAAAAGUUAGGCCUUUAUAAUGAUCAAUUUCUAGUUUUAAUUCAAUUACAAACACAUUAAAUACAAAUUCAGUUACUUUAAACAUAUUUUACUAGCCUACAUAACAUGUCUGGUUCUUGUCUAGAAAGUCAGGUUUAUGAUGUCUGUAGUUAAUAGAUUUGGCUGCUUUUAUCCUUAUCUGGUUCACCCUCAGCCUAUAGUCAGAGAGCUCUCUGAUUUAAUCAAAAAUACCUUCAUUUGUGUUCCAAAGAUGACAGAAGGGUUUGGAACGACAUUAGAGUGAGUAAUUAAUGACAGAAUUGUCAUUUUGGGGUAAACUAACGCUUUAAUGAUACUUUUUAAUGAUACUGUUCAGGCUGAUAUUUGAUUGGUCUGAAGGAUAUUAAACCAAGAUACAUCAUUGUGUGUUUUGUUUCCCCUUAUUUUAUAGAUUUAGGUUUAUAAUUCAUUUUCAACGUAAAUAUGAAAUUUAAAUGCCCAAAAUGACCUUGUUUCAAAUAUAUAUAUAUUUUCACAUCUUUGCUUUUGUACUUACUAAAGUAAGAUUUUACUGUUGGCAACAAAUACCCAACUCAUGAUUUGAAAUUUCAUACAGUUAUUGUUUUAUACAGUCUGACUAAUAGGUUUCAUUUGAGUCCUACAGAGACUUUCUUGCAAUGUCUAACAUUCCUUUUUAUAGUAAGAUAUUUUAUGAUUCCAUUUAAUUAUAUAUUCAUUUAUAAUUAUCACUUAAGACAUUUAUAUGCUCCUUUCAUUGAUUUAUUAAUUGAUAAUUCAUUUAUAUUAUAUUAUAUGAUAAUAAGUUUUUUUUUUUUUUUUGUUACAUUAUUUUAACAAUUGCUAUUAGGGGCCGAGCACAAGUCAGGUGAUAUGAAAUGUGUGUGUGUUUUUUUUUUUUUUUUUGCUUAUAAUUUAUGCAUGUUUUGACCAAAGAUUUGACUUUAGAUUUGGUGCAGAUUGGACAUGCAUGCAGCACCAAUAUGCGUGCAUAUAGGGAAUUUGGUGAAAUAUAACAAACCCCCUUGUGGGGCAACACAUGCGUCAGACAUUUGACGAGUAGGUAGUGAGACUGUGUUGUGUGGGGAUGCUUGUGUAUGUCCUAAAAUGGAAAUAUUUUUCAAAUGUAUAUUUAGUACUUUAUGAUUAUAAUUAGCUUCAUAUAAACCACCAGAAGUCUAUAUAUUGCUUUCAUUUAAAUGUCUACUGUAAUUGCAUGUAUCCGAGGGCCUUGAUCAUAACAGGUGUGCAUUAAGAAUGAUUAUUCCUUUAAUAAAAUUAUUAAUAUAUGUUCUAUUUGUCCUUGUAUAAUCCAUAUGAUUCCAGAACACUGUUCAAUAUUUUUAGGGUUUUACCAUGUUACAUAUAGCAACCGAGAAAUCUAACAUUUUGAGGCUGAAAUUUGACCGAAUUAACUGCAAUAAAAAAUGUUUCCACAAAACCUGUAAUCUGUGGAGUAAACUUAAAUUCUUACCUCUUAAGUGCCAAACAAGCUGAUGAUACAGACUACGAUGAUGUUGAGCUGAGAUUCAAAUGACCUGGUUUAAUCCAGGUUAAAUUUUGCUAAUA
Molecule: messenger RNA, 4381 nt
Organism: Carassius gibelio (silver crucian carp)
Lineage: Eukaryota; Metazoa; Chordata; Actinopteri; Cypriniformes; Cyprinidae
Exons: 10
Coding region: 33-2372 (779 amino acids)
Source: RefSeq, a predicted model, not a curated record